Messenger RNA from Sesamum indicum (sesame), 1113 nucleotides. The record is from RefSeq and is a predicted model, not a curated record. Lineage: Eukaryota; Viridiplantae; Streptophyta; Magnoliopsida; Lamiales; Pedaliaceae.
AUGAUCCAGCUGACACAGGAAGCCUUGCUAGCCUUGAUACGAGACGCGUCUACACGAGCUGCGGCUCAAGCCGUGGCCCAAUUUGUGGCGCAACAACCAGUGAACCCGCCCCCUCCUUCCCCUCGUAGAAGUCGAGAACUAUCCUCGGCUCCCGAGGAAUGGAGCCCAUUUGCCUCCAACAUUCGGGCAGAGGCGCUCCCAGCUGGUCUCAAGGUGUCGAAUCUGUCGGAGUAUGAUGGAACGGGAGACCCACAAGAACACUUAGACAAAUUUUACGCCAAGAUUGAUUGGUACGAUCUAAGUGACGCCGCUUACUGCAAGGUCUUCCGCACUACGCUGUCAAAACGCGCAUUAGCCUGGUUCAACCAACUGCCCGCUGGAACUAUUUCUAGCCUUGAGCAAUUGGUUCAACGUUUCUUGCACCACUUCUCCAUGAACAAAAAGGUCCCAAAGACGGCGGCAUAUCUAUUUACUAUCCGUCAGAGGGAAGGCGAGACUCUGAGAGAUUUCAUGCAAAGGUUCGUAGAUGCAGUGCAUGAGGUUCCUCAUGUUAACCAAGAGUUGUUAGCUAGUAUUCUCCAACAGAAUCUACAACCGGGAAGAUUCAAAGAGUCUAUAGCAGGCAAGCCCCCUAGCGCUAUGGAAGAUUUACUCGUGCGCUCCCAGAAAUACAUCCGGAUUGAGGAGUCUAAUGCUUUGGAUCCUUUCCUUAGCGGCAAAAGGAAGGGUCGAGAAGAGGAAAAAGAGCCGAAAAAGAAAGAGGAACGCAAGCAUGUGCCUCCGGCGGGGUUUGCUCACUAUACCCCCUUGAAUGCUCCCAGGAGGGAGAUAUUAAUGGUGGCGGAACAGCAAGGGUUAAUCAGUCAAUGGCCGACAAAGAUGAAAGAUAACCCCAAGAGACUCAAAUCCGACAAAUAUUGUCGUUUUCACCGAGACAGGGGACACACGACGGAGGAAUGCCAUCACCUGAAGAAUGAGAUAGAAAAAUUGAUCCAGCGGGGACACUUAAAGGAGUAUGUCAACCACUAUGCACAAGGACGCAAUUUUGACCGUGGGCCGAAUGUGCAAACUCCUCGUGACGAUAACUAUCCCACCGCAGGAGUCAUCCUGUGA